AUGUUUAGGCUGAGGCAAUGCUGUCAAUGCCUCCUCCCCUUCCGCCGGAAGAGAGCGAUAAUGGCCGAUUGGAUUCUUCUCUCCAUCUUUGUCAUCUUGUUCACCUUGCUCUGUUUCAUCAUUAUCAGCACUUUGACGAUGGAAGAAUUUGAACCAGGAAAGUUGGCCAGCUCCGUUGACUCUACUGUCCCUAAUUACGGGGAUAAAUCAAUUUCAUCAGUGGACCAACGCAAUUACAAAACAAGCCAACCUACGAAAAAGAUCCUGUUUUGGAACAAGUAUUUCGGGACAGAAGACUACGAGCUGAAUCUUGGACGAAAUUCGUUUCUUGAGGCCGGUUGUCGAGUAAGAAAUUGCUUCUUGACGGCCGACCGGACUCUGUUGAAUGACAGCGAUGCAGUCAUCUUCCACGCCAAUGAUUUCAACGAAAGAGAUUUGCCCGACCCGAGAUAUCGUCGCUCCAAUCAACGUUUCAUCUUUUACAACUACGAGACUGUACUCACCGCUAGCGACAUGCCGGUUUUCAGUCAAACUAAACAUUUCUUUAAUUGGACCAUGACUUAUCGACGAGAUUCAGACAUUUACGAUGUCCGGCCGUACGGUUCGCUUAGAAGGCGGACGGAUGCUCGUCUCCCACCGUCCAACAUGCCCAUCAGACUCACAACGGAAACACUACCACCUGAUCCAGCCUCGCUGAUAACGACAUCCUUCAACCGUUCAAGGAAUCACCCAAUUUUAGCCAAAAAGACGAAAAUGGUCGCUUGGUUUGUGUCUCGCUGUCACUCCGAUAGCCUCAGAGAAGAAUAUUUCGAACUGGUUGGUCAACAUGUGCCCAUUGACAUUUACGGUGGAUGUGGCCCGCUCAAAUGUAUGCCUUCCAGGAGCGAAAAGUGCGACAAGUUGCUGGACAGCUACAAGUUCUACGUGGCUGCCGAGAAUGCCAUUUGCGCCGAUUACGUUUCAGAGAAAUUCUACCGAGCCCUGGCGUCCGACAUCGUCCCCAUCGUCUACGGAGGAGCCGAUUAUUCCGCCUACGCUCCACCCAUGUCUUACAUCGAUGUCGCAGAUUUUGUUUCACCCAAAGCCUUGGCUGAUUAUUUAAAGCUUCUACAUGAAAACGACGGCCUCUACUUGAAAUACUUUGACUGGAAAAAGGAUUACAAAGUGGUGAGUCGACCGGCUGACGGUUGGUGUGAACUUUGCGAGAAACUCAAUGAUCCCAAUCAACUUCCCAAAGUUUACAAAGACCUAACCGACUGGUGGUUUCACAAAGACAUACCCUGUCUCUCCGGAUAUGAUUUUCUUGAAACAUUGCGUCCUGUUUCCUGA
Daphnia magna is the source of this 1329-nucleotide messenger RNA. RefSeq names its product alpha-(1,3)-fucosyltransferase C. The record is from RefSeq and is a predicted model, not a curated record. Bases 1 to 1329 code for a protein of 442 amino acids. The transcript is spliced from 2 exons. Gene Ontology annotation, cellular component: membrane. Lineage: Eukaryota; Metazoa; Arthropoda; Branchiopoda; Diplostraca; Daphniidae. Gene Ontology annotation, molecular function: alpha-(1->3)-fucosyltransferase activity.